Ctenopharyngodon idella (grass carp) is the source of this 3863-nucleotide messenger RNA. It is a transcript of the gene nfe2l3, whose product is annotated as nfe2 like bZIP transcription factor 3. The coding region runs from base 399 to 2309 and encodes 636 amino acids. The transcript is spliced from 4 exons. The record is from RefSeq and is a predicted model, not a curated record. Gene Ontology annotation, cellular component: nucleus. Gene Ontology annotation, biological process: regulation of transcription by RNA polymerase II. NCBI's taxonomy places the organism in Eukaryota, Metazoa, Chordata, Actinopteri, Cypriniformes, Xenocyprididae. Gene Ontology annotation, molecular function: DNA-binding transcription factor activity, RNA polymerase II-specific; RNA polymerase II cis-regulatory region sequence-specific DNA binding.
AAUUAUGCAAAUUUGAGCAGUUGUUCCACUCCUCGGAUGAGAGGCUCGAUUCAGGACUACCGAGGAGUUUUAUUGUUCUUUUAAUAAGAUAAAAAGUUUCAUGUUUUGUCUUUCGCUACAGAAUAUAUCAGAUAAGAAUGACUCGUUGUGUUUUCCUAUAACGUUAUUAGAGGAAGGAACUGCAUCUCCGCAUUAUGAUGUUAUAGGCCAGGAAAUAAUGAAAAGCCGGUAGUGUGUAAGUGCAGCGAACAGUUUCGCCGGUCGGGGCUGCUCUUUGUCUGACACAGAGAGUAGUCAACGCGUGCUCUUUUGUUUGGGAUUUUGUCUUUGUUUAACUGCAAACGGGCGAUCUUUGUUCUCGUUCAGGCCUCCCGAGGUUGAAAUAUUUGUUUUGGAACAUGCAUCAUAUGAAGAAAUAUUUCACCGAGGGACUCAUUCAGUUUACGAUUCUGCUUAGUUUGAUAGGUGUUCGCGUGGAUGUCGACACUUAUUUGAGCGGCUACUUCUCGCCGUUGAUAGAGACGGACGGAGGGCCGAGCUCGGCUUUCAUACAAACCCCGUUUCACCACUAUCGGGACACCGCAGCGGGCCAUCAAGUGCACCCAAAAUGUCCCGAGCUAGACUAUUUUUUCACCAGCCGCAGGCUGCUGAAUGAAGUGCGUGCGCUCGGAUCCCCGGCCCGCUUCCCCACGCGUGUCAGCGCAUGGCUGGUGCACCUGGUGCCUGAUGAUGGUUCUGAUGUCAGUGAGCCACUCGACCUGUCAGGGGACCUUGAUAACGGGGACGUAAAUACCGAAAAUCACCUGGAAGAGGAUGAUCACAGGACUGGAGAGGGCUUCGGACUGUCAGUAUCUCAGGACUGCAAUGUUUCAAGGCCUUGCUGUGCAGCUGGCGAACUUUCCAAAGAGGAAACUUUACUGAACCAAGAGAAUGAGGAGGCGGAUGUGAAAGACGAAAGAGGGCAGGAAGAAACCAGCCCUGCUUUGCUGAACCAGCUGACUCAAAGCUCAGCGUUAGAGCAGGAGGAUUUGUCGGGUAGUACCCUUCCUCCACCUCUUUCUGGGCUUGAGCUUCCUCCACAGUGGCAGGACUUCCUCUCUGAAUUUGAUGAUUUUGACUCUAUGGUCCCUCAACGCAUGUCAGAUUUAGAAGCUGACCUUCCUAAUCCCAUCAGUUAUGAUGUAAGCCUUCAAGAUGCCAUGGUAACUGGGGGAGAUUCAUCUAAUUGCAGGCCGGCAUCUUCCCGAGCACCCCUCUUCCGUUUGGAAUCCACAAACUCUUCUCACUCAGACCCUUCUCAGAGCUUAGCAGGGGCACUUCCUUCAUCGCUCUAUUGUUUGUCUGGAAACAGCUCUCAUAAUGAAACCUCCCCUUCGCAGAUGGGAGGCUAUCUAGAUGAGGCUGUUUUUGAGCACAUCAAUAUGUUGGAUCUGGGUAAUCUCGGUACGAUCGACCCUCAGAUGCUGGAUGGCAUGCAAAGUGAGAUGGACACUCCAUGGCUGGAGGAUUCAGACUCUGGCCUCUCUUUGGAGAGCAGUUCUAGAAGCGCCGCAUCCCCGUCUACUUCGUCCGAUUCAUUUUGCGAGGAUGAGGGUGGAGCUACAGGCUAUAGCAGUGAAGUGGAAUCUCUUUCUUCAAAAGGUGGUGCUUGUGCAGCUGCUUACCGUGAUUGGUCACCUGUGAACCUUCAUGACAACAUCUGGCAUGAUCAUACCUACUCAGCCCCACAGGCUCAAAAUUCCACGUCAUCUAGCUGGAUCACAACUAUCAAACAGGAAGUGAUGAGCGAAGAUGAGUCUGAACCUGAAGAGAUGAGUCGUGAUGAACGUCGGGUGCAGGCAUUGGGUCUUCCAUUUUCAGCCUGUCAGAUUGUCAACAUGCCUGUAGAAAACUUCCUGGAACUGCUGGAUAGGCAGAAUCUGUCAGGAUCAGAAGUCAUGCUCUUGCGUGACGUGCGCAGAAGAGGCAAAAACAAGCUUGCCGCGCAGAAUUGCCGCAAGAGGAAGUUGGACGCGAUCCUGGGCCUGCAGGGUGAGGUUGAUGGCCUCACGGUACAGCGGGAUACUCUCCUGCGCCAGAGAGCCCAUACAGCCAAGGCACUUUCUGCUGCUGCAGAACAUUUUGAGGCGCUCUCAAGGACUGUGUUGAGCCACAUCCGUGAUGAAUAUGGACAUCCUCUGAACCCUGAGCAUUACACACUGCACUGCAGUGCUAAUGGACGGGUGAUGGUUCAGCCUCGCGCAAACACAACGUCAAGGACAAUGACCGGUAGUAAGACAGUGAAGAGAAAGAAGGUCAAGAAACCCUAAGAGACUUUUUUUGAGAGUGUGUGUGUGUGCAUGCAUGUUUGUGUUUACAAACAAAUAUUUUUGUUUUCUGAGAGUUUUUAUCCUUGAGAUGAGAUGUUUUGAUGCAUUUCUGGCUCUUCUUUGUUCCUAAAAGCCAUUCGUAACUCAAGUGAAGGGCAAAAAUAAUACUGUAAAAAAUACUACACAUUUACAGCUUGGGAGUAGCUUUGUUCACUUGCAGGAGAGAAUGUACUGAAAACACUGGAUGUUGUGUAUAGUAAGAGUUUGUAUAAAGACUAUUUCUAAAGAGCACAUUUAAAAAUAAAACUUCAUAUUGCUUUUCUUUAACUGUUAAUUUAAAGGCAAGUUAUUAAGUAAAGAAUGUUUGCAGAUGGUCACUGGAGGACCAUGUCAAAAAGUGUGCCUCGCUAUUUCUUGCAGGAUAAAGCUUCAAGGGAUAGUUCACCCAAAAAUAACAAUUCUGUCAUUUACUCACUCUCAUGUCGGUCCAAAUCUGUAUGGCUUUCUUUUUUUCUGCAGAACACAAAAGAAAAUAUUUUGAAAAAUGCCAAUGAAAGUCAGUCCAAUGUUGUUUGUCACUGCCGUUCUUCUUUUGUGUUCCACAGAAAAAAGAAAGGCAUGUAGGUUUGGAAUGACAUGAGGGUGAGUUAAAAUUUUUGGGUGAACUUUUAUCCCAUUAACACAAAGAACCCCAAGGCAAUUAUCCUAAUUCAAUUUAAACUACAGCAGUCAACAUUUGAAGUGGAUCAAAAAAAGUUAUUUGAUCCACUUCAAAUGUUGACUACUGUAUUUGCAAACAUUACUAAAAUACAACUUUCAUUAGUUGUAACUUGCAGUUACCUUCACACCACGAUUUAUGUUUCUCUCACCACUGAGAUACACAGUUAAAAUAAUGUGAUUGUGUAUUCAUGACAAACAGGAUCACUCUGCUUAAACUGUUCCUUUAUAAUACAUUACUGUCAAAUUACAUUUGCAUUUUACAUUUAUGCACUUGCCUAAAAAGAAAAAUUAUUAUGCUUUCUGAUAGCUUUUUGUAAAGGCUUUAUAAGGUUGGAUUGCAGUUAUGUUUUCAACUUGAUUUUCCUUUUUAUUUUUUGCACUCUGUUUGUCACAUUUUAAAUAUACAUAGAAGUGGUCAUCUUUGAAGUGAAGUCGAAGUAAAAACAAAGUGGAACUAAUUAAAAGAAAACAGAAUUGGUGAGUUUUGGUCUACCUCAUAGCAGUUAUAAUUUAGAAAAGGCAAGUACUACAUCAGCCUAAUGACUAAUUAAUUAGUGAAUUAGUAUUAAAAGUAAUAUCGAGCCCAAGCAAAUGAUCCUCUUGUUUAUUUUCUUUAUUGGCAGAGUGGUUUGAUUUGUGUUUGUGAGUAGAAGCGGUUUCUCUCUCUCUCUUUUUCCUUCAGUUUUUCUUCGAUUUUUCUAUUUUGUGUGUUUUUGAGCAAUUAUUUGUGUAUGCGUGUGUAAGGGGUUGGAAUACCUUCAAUUUCAAACAGGGAUAUUCAAAAUCUGGCUCUUUUAUAUAUUUUAAAAUGAAUAAAGGAGGACAAAAAAGUUA